AUGGGUCCCAUUGAAGUUCUCUCCCAACCGAUCCAGUUCAAGGGUGGUCUAAACGCUCUUAACCGGACUUUGAAGAGUGCCAUGACCGAACGUCUCUGUACGUAUGAUGACGUCGAUCUCGACGCUCGAGGAAAGCCCACUCCGGAAUACGAAGAGUUGUAUCGCGUUUGGAGUGAAGGAAAGAUUGGAACCAUAAUCUUGGUGCAUGGAUGCUUCUCUUACAUCUUAAUUGUUGAGGACGGUGUUCAUAAAGCUGACCUCAAAGCCAACCCUCCCAUACCAAAGGGCAACAUACCCGUUCACCGCGAGUACCUUGAGGCCAAAGGAAACGCUAUUAUCGACAAGGAUUCCCCAUGGGACCCGGUGGAAGCUUUCAAGCCCGUCAUAUCGGCAGCGAAGGCACACGGCUCUUUGGUGAUAGGACAAUUGACUCACGCGGGUAGACAGACACCAUUUCAGGUCAAUCCGAAUCCCGUAUCAGCUUCAGAGACCCAAAGUCCCCCCUCUUUCGGGAUGAACUUUGGAAAAGCGAGAGCGUUGAGCGUGGAUGAAAUCCAAGAUGUCGUUGACAGGUUCGCUUACGGAGCCGAGGUGCUCUACAAAGCUGGGGCAGACGGCGCUCAGCUACAUGGGGCUCAUGGGUAUCUACUGUCUCAAUUUCUGUCUCCUCGGGUUAAUAAGCGAACCGAUCAAUACGGUGGAUCCUUCGAAAAUCGUAGCCGAAUAGUGUUCGAAAUUAUCGAUGCUGUCAAGAAAAGAGUGACUGAUCCGAAGUUUAUUUUAUCCAUUAAAUAUAACUCUCAUGACUUCAUUGAAGGCGGAUUUACGAAAGAGGACAGUCAGGUGAUGGCCAAAAAAUUAGAGGCUGCGGGAGUUGAAUUGAUUGAGCUAUCCGGGGGCACUUAUGAACUGUUGCCAUUUGAAGAAAAGAAAGAAAGCACGUUGAAAAGGGAAGGAUUUUUCCUUGAGUUUGCCGAUCGCAUCCGCCCUCAUUUAUCCGGUGCCUCAGUCCUCGCGGUGACGGGCGGUUUCCGAACGCUGGACGGGAUGGCUUCAGCAGUCUCCUCCAAAGACAGAACGUGCGAUGACGAGAAAUCUGCCAAGGAGGUCAUCGAGUUGGUAACUGCAAAAUAG
Puccinia triticina is the source of this 1134-nucleotide messenger RNA. RefSeq lists its product as uncharacterized. The record is from RefSeq and is a predicted model, not a curated record. Gene Ontology annotation, molecular function: FMN binding; oxidoreductase activity. NCBI's taxonomy places the organism in Eukaryota, Fungi, Basidiomycota, Pucciniomycetes, Pucciniales, Pucciniaceae. The coding region runs from base 1 to 1134 and encodes 377 amino acids. The transcript has 10 exons.